Planococcus citri (citrus mealybug) is the source of this 4694-nucleotide messenger RNA. RefSeq names its product zinc finger protein 845-like. The transcript has 14 exons. Lineage: Eukaryota; Metazoa; Arthropoda; Insecta; Hemiptera; Pseudococcidae. The record is from RefSeq and is a predicted model, not a curated record. The coding region runs from base 474 to 4466 and encodes 1330 amino acids.
CGUUUUGAGCAUCAUUAUAUAUAUCGUUCGUUGUGAAAAUAGUUGUACUCGAUUAUUUCUAUGUUGUAAAAGUAGGAUGUUCGAGUAUUCGUUUUGUAUCGCUCAUGGAAGACGUUUCUCGUCUAUUUUAUAUUAAUUAUAAGUUCGUUUUACGUCUACAUUAUGGCGUUUAUUAUAUAAAUAUAUCGAUAAAAUGAAUGUGCGUUCUGUUUAAUGUCGUUUCUAAUUAUCGUACUAUCGAAGAAAAGAUCCACGAACGAGUAUACCCCCCUCUGUUGCACAACAAGAUUGUUAGUGAUAAUGAUAAGAAAUGAUAACAGAAGCCGAUUUCUUCUUUUGGACUUUGAAUUCAAAUCUAAUUCACUCAAAUCCUGAAAAAAAUAGUGAGAAAAUUCUCUUUUAUCUAGUUAAAAUCAAUUGGUACCUUUAGCUGUUCUGUUCGGUCAUCUAUCAGUAUCAAAAAAUACUACAUUAUGAAUUAUAUUUACAAAUAUGAAGACUCAAUGCGUCAGUGUGAAACUUUAUUUACAGAAAAUAUCCUUAAACUCUGCAACUAUUCCAUGUGCCUACUGUCAUCCACGAAUUCAUCCUCCGAGUCCACUGAACGAGUUAAGGAAUACGAAAUUAUGAAGAAGAGACUUGACAGAGCUCAAGAAAAUAUUGCUAUGUUAAAAUCCGAGUACAAUGAUUUAACUCUACACCGUUCAAAGUCUGCCUCAUCUGGAAUUGAUUUUAAAGGAAAGUUUUUCAACUAUCUAGGUCGCCAAGAAACAUUGAGAUUGAAAUUCAUUGAAACAAUCAACGAGUGCAAACAUAUAAAUUCGCGUUUAGAUGAUAUUCUACAUGACUGUUCGAAUGAAGCAUUGAACGAGAGUUCUAAUAAAAAGACAUCGAAACGUGAUCGGUCGAAUACAGCUGAUGGAUUCGAUUUGUCUUCAAUUCCCAAAGUAUAUGUUGUAUUGCCAAAACUCGAUUGGGACUAUCGCGAUCCUCUUACUUCGGAUGGUCACAAUCUGGAGUCUGAUUCGUUUUCAAAUUCAUCUUCAGAUCUGAAUAGCGAUGUAGCUUUGAAAAAAUGCAACUCAACGACCAUUUUAGAAACCAAGGAAUUGAAAAAUUGGGCCUCUCGUAAACGAAAUGAAGAACCACUUGAAUGUGCCGAUUGCGGUAAAUCGUUCACAAGGAAGGAACGUCUGAAGUCACAUAUAUUUUCAAUGCAUAUGCCCUAUCAAUGCAGACCAUAUAAAUGCGAUAUUUGCAGCAAAUUUUAUUCGACUAGGAGCCAUCUGAACUAUCACAGAUGCUCGGCAUCUGCGAGACGAAAUACAGUUUCAGAUCGUCGCCAAUCCCUCGUCUGCACCAUUUGCCAUAAAAAUUUCAGAUACCAAAGUGGUCUCAAAAGACAUACGUUAAUUCAUGAAGGUCGGAAACCAUUUAAAUGCGCUGAAUGCGGUAAAUCAUUCAGAAGAAAUUAUAUAAUGAAUCAACAUAUCAAUUCAUGUCACACUCCCUAUCACACGCGACCAUAUAAGUGUGACAUUUGUGGCAAACGUUAUUCAGCUCAGUGGGAUUUAAAUGCUCACAAACGCCUUGCUGGACAUUAUUCAUCUUCAAAAUUAUCCAAAGUUUCGUCUGAAGAUGUAAAUGAUGGUGUAACUGUGAAGGAAUGUGACUCGACUACAGUUUUGGGUGCCAAGAAAGUUAGAAAAUUGGUGUCAUCGAAACGAACAAAAAACUCGGAUUCGAGUAAUCUGUUCGUUUGUAAAAUUUGUGAUCAGAAUUUCAGCAGACAGGAUCAUCUGAAAAGACAUAUUAUGGUUUUGCAUGAAUUUUCAAACUCAUUUAAAUGCGUCGAUUGCAAUAAAUCUUUUGCAACAAAAUAUGGUAUUAAACGACAUAUAGUUCUGGUGCACAUCAAUGAGCAGAGGUCUCUUGACUCUCAUCAUUAUUACUGCGCGCAUUGCAAGUAUCGAUGCCAAUCAAAAGAAAGCUUAGUUUAUCAUAUCAAGAGGAACCAUAUAUCGAAUUUAAGUCUUGGUGAAUUUAGCUGCACUGUAUGUGGAAAGACAUUUACAAGAAGGCAGUAUAGAACACUGCACGAGCAAACGGUUCAUGUCCAAAUAAAACGUUUUUGUUGUACGAAUUGUGGUAAGCGAUACAAGUACAAUAGUUGUCUUGCUAGGCACUUGAGACUUGAACAGUGUAAGCCCAACCAUUAUUCAAUAUAUUUUUUAUCAUUAGGGUCUAAUGAAUUAUUAAUCGAUGUACCACAGAAGCCGAUUUGCGAUUUUUUUUUCUUCUCUUGGACUUUGAAUUCAAAUCAUGAAAAUCAUUGUGAGAGAAUUCUCUUCUAUCUAGUGAAAAUCGAUCGAUUUAGCUAUUCUGUUCGGUCAUCUAUCGGUAUCAAAAAAUACAACAUUAUGAAUUAUGUUUACAAAUAUGAAGACCCAAUGCGUCAUUGUGAAACUGUACUUACAGAAAAUAUCCUCAAACUCUGCAACUAUUCCACGUUUUCAAACGAGCACACUGAAGAAUUGUGUAUAGCUACUGCUGCUUCUGCUUCCAAAUCGCUGGAAGUUUCAUCUUCAGAUUUGAAUAACGAUGUAGCUGUGAAAAAAUGCAACUUACCGACCGUUUUUAAAACCAAGAAAUUGGAAAAUUGGGCCUCUUCGAAACGAAACGAAGCUCCUAAUCUCAGCCAAUCGUUGGUCUGCAAAAUUAGUCAUCGAAGCAUCAGUGACAAAACCGAAGGGAAUAUGGAAAAACACAUGUUUUUGCACAGAGGUUUAAAACCAUUCGAAUGUGCCGAUUGCGGUAAAUCAUUUGCAACGAAGAUAAAUAUGAAGUCACAUAUAUUUUCAAUGCAUAUGCCCUAUCAAAGCAGACCAUAUAAAUGCGAUAUUUGUAGCAAAUUUUAUUCAACUGGGAGCAAUCUGAAGUAUCACAGAUGCUCAGCAUCUGCAGAUCUCAGUCAAUCGUUGGUCUGCAAAAUUUGUCAUAAGACUAUCCGUAACAAACGCCAGAUGAGAAGACACAUGUUUAUGCACAGAGGUUUAAAACCUUUCGAAUGUGCCGAAUGCGGUAAAUCGUUCACAAGGAAGGCAUAUGUGGAGUCACAUAUAUUGUCAAUGCAUCUGCCCUAUCAAAGCAGACCAUAUAAAUGCGAUAUUUGCAGCAAAUUUUAUUCAACUCUGACUAAUCUGAAGUAUCACAGAUGCUCAACAUCUGCGAUACCAAAGAAAGUUCCAGAUCUCAGCCAACCUUUGGUCUGCAAAAUUUGUCAUAAGACUAUCUGUAACAAACGCCAGAUGAGAAGACACAUGUUUUUGCACAAAGGUUUAAAACCUUUCGAAUGUGCCUAUUGCGGUAAAUCAUUUGCAUAUAAGGCACAUGUGGAGUCACAUAUAUUUUCAAUGCAUAUGCCCUAUCAAAGCAGACCAUAUAAAUGCGAUAUUUGUAGCAAGUUUUAUUCAACUCGGACUAAUCUGAAACAUCACAGAUGCUCAACAUCUGGGAAGAAAUCAAAAAAAGUUUCAGGUUGUACCAAGAAAGAGAACAAAAUUGUGUCUAGAAUAGGAAAGAAAGUUUCAGAUCGUCGCCAAUCUCUGGUUUGCAACAUCUGCCGUAAACAUUUCAGUCGCCAGUACACUCUCAAACAACAUAUGUUAAUUCACGAAGGUGUGAAACCAUUUAAAUGUACCGAAUGCGGUAAAUCAUUCAGCAGAAAAUUUCGUAUGAAUCAACAUAUCGCUGUAUAUCACACUCCCUAUCACACUCGACCGUAUAAUUGCGACAUUUGUGGAAAACGUUAUGCAGCUCUGUUCCGUCUAAAUACUCAUAAACGCCUUGCUGGACAUUAUUGCUCUUCAAAAUUAUUCAAAACGUCUGCAGAUGUAGAUGAUGGAGCAAUUGUUGAGGAACGUGACUCGCCCACUGUUUUAGGUGCCAAGAAAGUUAAAAAAUUGGCGUCAUCGAAACGAAAGAAAAACUCAAAUCCGAGCCAGUUUUUUGUUUGUGACGUUUGCAAUCGGAGUUGCAGCACGCGGCGUGGUCUGAUAAGACAUUUUAGUUUGCAUGAAGCUUUGAAACCAGCAUUUAAAUGCGCCGAAUGUGAUAAAUCCUUUCCAAGAAAACAGAGUAUGAAACGACAUAUAAUUCUGGUGCACAUCAAUGAUGAGAGGUCUCUUGGCUCCUAUUAUUACUGCGCGCAUUGCAAGUAUCGAUGCCAAUCCAAGGAAAGCUUAGUUUAUCAUAUCAAGAGGGAACAUGUAUCAAAUUUAAGUCUUGAUGAAUUUGGCUGCUCUAUAUGCGGUAAAACAUUUUCUGAAAGUAGUAAAAGGAGGCGUCACGAGCAAACAUUUCAUGUCGAAAAGAAACGUUUCUGUUGUAUGAAUUGCGGCAAUCGAUACAAGCACGAUAGUGGUCUUUUAAAGCACUUGGAACUUGGACAGUGUGUGCUCGAGUAGUACAGUAUGGAUAAUCUCUGCUCCUUGGUGACUGUAAGAUUGCUCUUUAUUUUCAUUUUAAUACGGCAAAUUUACAGCCAUGAGCCAUUUUACAGUGUUUUUUUUGCUUCUCAAUUAAUCGAUGUCGCUCUUAGAAAUGUGUUCAUUUUUAGCAGUUAGGUAUUCCUUAUUUUAAUUUGAGUUAGUUAUUGCAAUAGUGUCAUUAAUUAAAUUUGUUUUUUCAUUUUA